Linum trigynum is the source of this 2452-nucleotide messenger RNA. The record is from the annotation of a GenBank genome assembly. NCBI's taxonomy places the organism in Eukaryota, Viridiplantae, Streptophyta, Magnoliopsida, Malpighiales, Linaceae.
CCGGCCCCGACCUCUCUGACCUUUCAGACGGGCCGACCGACGACGACGGAAUAAUAAUAAUAAUAAAGUUCGGUUCGUUUGAUUUUCCCUUUUCUCGCGGCUUCUAAUUUUUCUCCCUGUCCAAGUAAACUCGCUGAAAGAAGAGAAGCAAAAUACCCACACCACAUUGCAGAGUUCUCGCCCGACCCGCUUCUCUCUCCCUUUUCCUCGGAAUCCUUCCGCUGACUCCCUACGCCCUUUCCCCCAUAUUUACUUUGAUUCCCUCUCCUUCGGCAUCCCAACGCUCACCGCCGAACAAGGUAAAAUUUCAUCUCCUGGCGAUCGAGAUCCGCUGUUUGCUCAGCUGGACGCUUGAUUGUAUCUUUUCCCUUUCUUCUUCUCUUGAUUUGAUUUGGUUUCCGCCGGUGGGUACUUUUUGUUGGUCGAGAUUGAGAUGGAGUGAAUGAAUGAAUGAAUGAAUUGACUGCUGGGUUGUGUUUGUUAAUGGCUGUUGCUGUCUCAGGUGUGAUAUUUUUGAGUGAAUUUGGAGCUUUUCAGAGGAAAGCCAGCCAUGGUGCUGUUUAGAUGCCUCUCCCGUCUUUCCACUCUCCGUUCCCGCACUGUUCAACAGCCUAAUAAUCUCGGCUCCGUUAGAUGGCUUCAAAUGCAGACUUCAACCGAUCUCGACCUGCACUCCCAGUUGAAAGAGUUGAUCCCAGAACAACAGGAGCGCCUUAAAAAAAUUAGAUCGGAUUACGGAAAAGUUCAACUAGGAAACAUCACCACUGACAUGGUAAUUGGUGGGAUGAGAGGAAUGGUUGGAUUGCUAUGGGAGACCUCACUGCUAGAUCCGGAAGAGGGAAUUCGCUUUAGAGGUCUCUCAAUUCCAGAGUGCCAAAAGGUGUUACCGGCUGCACAGCCUAAUGGAGAACCAUUGCCUGAGGGUCUUCUUUGGCUUCUUCUAACUGGAAAGGUGCCAAGCAAGGAGCAAGUUAAUGCGCUAUCAAAGGAAUUGCGAGAUCGUGCUACUGUCCCAGAUUAUGCAUUUAAGGCUAUUGAUGCUCUCCCUGUCUCAGCUCAUCCAAUGACUCAGUUUACAACUGGUGUCAUGGCCCUUCAGGUCCAAAGCGAGUUUCAGAAAGCAUAUGACCAGGGUAUUCACAAAUCGAAGUACUGGGAGCCUACAUUUGAAGAUUCUCUUAAUCUGAUUGCUCGUCUUCCAGCUGUGGCUGCUUAUGUCUAUCGAAGGAUAUUCAAGGAUGGAAAGAUCAUACCCCUGGACGAAUCUCUAGAUUAUGGUGCAAAUUUCUCGCAUAUGUUGGGAUUUGAUGAUCCCAAAAUGCAUGAGCUUAUGAGGCUUUAUGUUACGAUCCAUAGUGACCAUGAAGGUGGUAAUGUUAGUGCACACACAGGCCAUCUGGUUGCCAGUGCACUUUCUGAUCCUUACCUUUCAUUUGCUGCUGCAUUAAACGGUUUAGCUGGACCCCUUCAUGGCUUGGCAAAUCAGGAAGUUCUGCUAUGGAUCAAAUCUGUUGUGGAGGAGUGCGGUGAAAAUAUAAGUAAAGACCAAUUAAAAGAUUACGUCUGGAAGACUUUGAACAGUGGAAAGGUGGUUCCUGGAUUUGGGCAUGGAGUCCUGCGAAAAACCGAUCCUAGAUACAUGUGCCAGAGAGAGUUUGCAUUGAAGCAUUUGCCCAAUGACCCACUCUUCCAGCUGGUUUCUAAGCUCUACGAUGUCGUACCUCCAAUUCUUACUGAGCUGGGCAAGGUUAAGAACCCGUGGCCUAAUGUCGAUGCCCACAGUGGAGUAUUGUUGAACUACUACGGUCUAACAGAAGCCAGGUACUACACCGUUCUGUUUGGUGUCUCGAGGAGUAUCGGAAUCUGCUCUCAGCUGAUAUGGGACCGAGCUCUCGGGUUGCCCCUCGAGAGGCCGAAGAGUGUCACGAUGGAGUGGCUUGAAAACCACUGCAAGAAAGCUGCCGCAGCCUGAUCCUUGUGAGACUUGUAAAUCGUAAUGGUUGUCCACGACAGUAGGCUAUAGAACACACGGUUGGUCGCCGGUGAUGGUGUGUAGUGAAAACCAGGGCUGGUUGGAUAUUUUCGUGCUCUCAGUAUUUGAUUCACAUUAUUGUUUCCUUGCCAUCAAGGGGGUUUUUGCUGUCAAUAAAUCUGUAUUCCUUUUCCAGUUUUUUUUGUGAAGAGUGUAGAAACCUAGAGCAUAACCACUUCCGGCGUGUGCCCCCUUUUGAAUAAACAAGUUAAAGGUAGCUCAAGUUUUAUAGCCUGGUUAGAUCUUUUUGCUUAAUGUUAUGUUCUUAAAAAUAAGUUGCAGAAGCAGUAAAUCUUCUGCAGAUGGUAGUUACUUUUCUCUUUGGUGAUAAUUUGGCUGUGUUAGUUUUGGCUUUUACGGGGAAAUAAGAGUGGAAAAAAUAUAAUAUUCGAGGAUAUUCAAUAAAAUUGCAACAAAGAG